AUGGCACCCUCCCUCACACUGGGCUUUCAAGCCCUCAUCCUGUGUGGGCCUGGAGUGUCGCUUACCACCUUCACAUCGAAGCCAGAAGUGUACCCAAAGUGUUUGAUCCCAGUCGGGAACCGGCCAAUGGUCUACUAUGCUAUCGAGUUCUGCAGACGAGCAGGAAUUUACGUCGUCCCCCCAUCCUCAUUCCCGGCAGUUUCCUCCGCCAUGAAGCUCGAUCCGUAUCUCACCUCUUUUCAUAGCCCGAACCCUGCGGUGAUUGCACCCAAGGGUCUAGAGAUGACGAUGGCAACUGCCCAGCUGUUGCGCCUCCCGGAAGUCCAAGGGGUUCUGAAAACAGAAUUUGUUCUCCUGCCUUGCGAUCUUAUCUGCGACCUGUCUGGAGAGUCUCUCAUCGAAGCAUGGAUGGCCACUCAGGGUAUUAUUUGUCAGACCAAAUCUAGCAAACAGCGUCGCAGCUCCUUCGACACCUAUGAGAAGAAACCUCUGGAUGUGCGACAGAAGGGUCGAAAUGGAGGUCUGGUUGUCUUCUAUCAAACGGCGGACAAUGCGGGAAGCACCAGUUCACAAAAAGACACCUCUGACUUGAUUGCUGUCGCGCCUCUAAGCCAUGACGAAGCGGUUACCAUCCCACCCUUUGACCUCGCAUUCGCGCCCCUUCGAUUCAAUCUUUCCAAGCUGCUUCUUUCGAUGCCCAUGGCAACAGCGAAGAGUAAGAUGGAAGCCGAGAAAGGCCUUCAACUCCGCCACUCCUUGCUCAAGACACACGCCCACGUCCGACUGCUCGCCAAUCUGCGCGAUGCCCACAUCUACAUCUUCCCACGCUGGGUGAGAGAGCUGGUCCGGUGUCAGCAACGAAUCCAAUCAAUCAGCGAUGACCUCAUCGGAAACUGGGCGAAAUCAGGCUGGCAAGACGGCCUAGGCGAGAAUCUGGGUCUAACCCGCAUGGUCCAGUACAACACUGUGUCCCUUGAAGAAUCAAGCUUCGACAGCAGCGUUGGAGCCAAAUACGUGGACCCCCGAAUUGAUAUGCACCGCCUCAGCACCACCAAAUCGGCACUGAAUACCCAACCCCCAAAAUACAUCCACGAUCCCAAGAGCCUCAAAGCGGAAAAGCAUCCUCCUCCUGCAACCCCCGGUGAUCUCCCCCAGCUACUAGCCUACAUCCAUCAAGGACCGCAGCUGAUCCGCCGAGUCGACAACCCCGCCAAUCUCCUCGCGACAUCCCUGCUCCUCGCCAAACUCCCCUCCUUCGAAGACGUCGGUCGCAAUGCAGCUUCGCCAUUUGCACACGCACGCAAGAUCUCGUCCCCUGAACUCGUCGCCGAGCGCAGUAUUGUCACAGCACAAGACUGCUUGCUCGGUGACCAUGUGAUAAUCGAGCCGACGUGUGUGGUGAAGGAGAGCUGCAUCGAUUCGAAGUGUCAUAUCCAACGUGGAGCGCGGAUCACUCGCUGUGUGAUCAUGGAGGGGGCGGUUGUGGAGGCUCGCGUCCAGCUGAGUGGUUGUGUGAUCGGUCGGCGGGCUAGGAUUGGUCGUGGGGCUAUCCUUAGAGACUGUGAGGUGCAGGACUGCAAUGUUGUUGCUGGGAAGACGGAUGCGCGGGAUCAGAAGUUUAUGGUUUUUGAUGUGAAUGCAACUUAG
Messenger RNA from Penicillium olsonii, 1647 nucleotides. Lineage: Eukaryota; Fungi; Ascomycota; Eurotiomycetes; Eurotiales; Aspergillaceae. The record is from the annotation of a GenBank genome assembly.